Molecule: messenger RNA, 773 nt
Organism: Cavia porcellus (domestic guinea pig)
Lineage: Eukaryota; Metazoa; Chordata; Mammalia; Rodentia; Caviidae
Gene: Cimip5
Product: chromosome unknown C2orf50 homolog
Exons: 4
Coding region: 147-563 (138 amino acids)
Source: RefSeq, a predicted model, not a curated record
GCUCCGGCGCCCCAACCGCAGCGCGGCCAGCAGGGGCAGCACAGAGGCCGGCCGCAGACGGCGCCGCCCACCGCAGGCCCGCGUUCCCAGGGCGACCAUCAACACAGCGGCCGAGCUCGGGGACCGGGGCCCCACAGGCCCGCAGCAUGGGAGGCCGCCCCGCUUCUGGGCUCCCGCGAACCACAUCGGCCGGAUCCCGGCUGCGCCCCGCCAAGCCACCUGCCUCAGUUUCCCCGGUGGCGCGGGGGUCCCCGCGGGCGGCCCUGGGCGCGCAGGAGGAUGAGCUGUGGAGAGAGAUGGUGGAGGCCGAGGGGCGCGGGCGGCGGCGCUGGGCUGAGAACUGGGCUUUCCUGAAAGACUACGACCCCAUGGGCAACAAGAAGGAGCCUGAGCAGCUGCCGGAGCAGGUGCCUCGCUUCUCAGACACCGUCCCCAACUGCAGCAGCCAGGUGGUGGGCAGCAGGCUAGCCACACCACUGGGCAGGGCCCUGGUGCUCAUGGACUUCGCAUUCACGGAGGGAGCGCACAGGAAGAAGCCGGGGGCUGGGCUGCAGCCCACCUAGGAGAGGGCGCCGCCUUGGCAGGACACCUCUGCUCUGCUCUGCCCUUCGUGUUCCACUGGGGCCAGGAGAUCCUCACCAAGGACCUGUGUGGGAUCCGGGCUCCAGCCUCGUGUUGGUUUGAGCCAAAGGAGCGGGAUGACGCCUCUAAUCGCAGUCCUCCAGGAGGCUGAGGCAGGAGGGUUGCAAGUUCCAGCUCGGCCUCGAACUUUG